Cetraspora pellucida is the source of this 1184-nucleotide messenger RNA. The record is from the annotation of a GenBank genome assembly. Lineage: Eukaryota; Fungi; Glomeromycota; Glomeromycetes; Diversisporales; Gigasporaceae.
GAGAAAUGAAUGAACAAAAUAUAUCUAUAGAUCCGAAUUUGUUGUUGAACGAUGUCCAAAAAUCGACUUUGGAUGAGCUUUUAACAAACGAUAAUAUAACUAUUAUAUCAUGGACACCAGAGCAACAAGAGGAGGCAACCCAAUUUCUACAGUCUCAUAUGCUUUUGGAUUUAGUAGCCUCUAACGCGAAUUUAACAAAUUCGAAAUGGGACAUAAGAUAUAAAUAUGACGAUCAUACUGAUAUACAGAAAAUUUUAUGUCAAUGUAGUUGUGGUAUUUUUACCGAAACUUCUAAUGCUAAAAACACAGAUAUAAGCGAACAAAAUUUUGAGUUUUUGGGGUGUUUAGCUUUUGCAGAGAUUACAAUCAAUAAAUCAACAAACCAUUACGAAAAAGUUACGGGAUAUUUUGAACAUGUGAAUGGAUGCGUUCAAUCAAAUAAAACUACUACUUCACAGGUAGCCGAAUCUCAAAUGAUUAUAGAUACACCAUCAAAGAUUCCGUCACAAGAAGCGCCGUUAUCGGCCGUAUCACAAGAUGAGUCGCACGUUUCUGGUUCAUCGAUUUUACAACUUCAUCCUAUGGUUAAAGAGAUUACGUCAGAUCUAUUAAAAUCAUAUGUACCUAUAAAAUGGGUGUUGAAGGACAAUCAACAAUUUGUUCAAAAUAAUUGUAAUGGAUUAGUUAUUUUAGAUAAUUAUAGGUUGCUAAUUAGUCCUUCGGAUAUAUCUAAUAUCAUGGGUGAGAUACAAAAAAUAAAGUUAAACAUUAAUAUGCGACAACCAGUAGAUUCUAGUUUAUUGGACUUAUUUUUUUUAAAGGGAGAUAGCGAUUCAUUGAUACGAAACUCAUGUUUUCAUUAUCAACCCAGAACUCAAGAACAUAGUAGACUUGAAAUUGGACUUUCAACAUUAGAGCAAAGGGAACUUGCGUGGACUUAUGGUCAUCAGAAUCUGUUGAUAUUCGAUGGAACGUUCACUAUUUGUGAUAAUAGAAUACUUUUGUUCGCAUUAUUGGUACUUGAUGAAGAUCAUCGUAGUAUUCCUGUGGCGUAUUUCCUGUUUUCUCUACCCAAUUCAACACAAUCUUCUGAUGAUGACUAUGAUUAUCGAUUAUUAAGUAAAUUGUUACAGAAGUUUGUUGAUGUAUUAGGUGAAAAAAAUUCAAUGAAAUUUUUACCAAAG